Molecule: messenger RNA, 1662 nt
Organism: Myotis davidii
Lineage: Eukaryota; Metazoa; Chordata; Mammalia; Chiroptera; Vespertilionidae
Product: leukocyte immunoglobulin-like receptor subfamily A member 6
Exons: 7
Coding region: 169-1443 (424 amino acids)
Biological process (GO): cytokine-mediated signaling pathway
Molecular function (GO): inhibitory MHC class I receptor activity
Source: RefSeq, a predicted model, not a curated record
GAAGCGUCUCCAGAGCCCAGGUGGCACUGUCCAUGGCUGCUGACAUAACAACCCUGUGAUAGGGAGGAUUAGCCUCCAAGUGACCACCACCCGUGCAUCUCUCUGUCCAUCCUGCUGGCUCCGUGGCCUCCUCCAUCUGCUCAGCUGAAGCCACAGGGAGAAGACACUAUGACCUCCACCCUCACAGCCCUGCUCUGCCUCGGGCUGAGUGUGGGCCUCAGGACCCCAGUGCAGGCAGGAACCCUGUUCAAGCCCACCCUCUGGGCUGAGCCAGGCCCUGUGAUCCCCUGGGGGAGCCCCGUGAACAUCUCCUGUCAUGGGGCCCCAGGGGCCCAGGAGUAUCGUCUGGAGAAAGAGGGAAGCCCAUCAUCAUGGAAAAUACAGAAGCCACAGGAGCCCGGGGACAGGGCCGAGGUCUUUAUCACACACAUGACAGAGCAUGAUGCAGGGAGAUAUCAGUGUUACUACCUCAGCUCCAAAAACUGGUCAGAGCGCAGUGAUCCCCUGGAGCUGGUGAUGGUGAAUGGAUCCUACAGCAAACCCAGCCUCUCAGCCCUGCCCAGCCCUGUGGUGACCUCAGGAGGGAACGUGACCCUCCAGUGUGGCUCAGGGAAGGGAUUUGACAGGUUCAUUCUGACUAAGGAAGGAGAUCACAGGCUCUCCUGGACCCUGGACUCACAGCCACAGCCCAGUGGGCAGGUCCAAGCCCUGUUCCCUGUGGGCCCCGUGACCCCCAUUCACAGAUGGACAUUAAGAUGCUACGGCUGCUACAGGAAUAUAUCUCAGGUGUGCUCACCACUUAGUGACCCCCUGGAGCUCCUGGUCCCAGGUGAUUCUGGGAAGCCCUUUCUCCUGAGCCAGCAGGGCCCCAUCGUAGCCUCUGGACAGAACCUGACCCUCCAGUGUCGCUCUGAUGGCGGCUAUGACAGAUUCGCUCUGCACAAGGAGUGGGGACCGGACCUCCCCCAGAGCCUAGUCCUGCAACCCCAGGCUGGGCUCUCUCAGGCCCACUUUCCCCUGGACACUGUGAGCAGCUCCCACGGGGGCCGGUACAGAUGCUACAGUGGAUACAACCUCUCCUCUGAGUGGUCGGCCCCCAGUGACCCCCUGGACAUCCUGGUGGCAGGACACCUGCCUGACAGACCCUCCCUCUCGGUGCAGCCAGGCCCCAGGGUGGCCUCAGGAGUGAACGUGACCCUGCUGUGUCAGUCACAGAGCCCGAGGGACACGUUCCUUCUGUCCAAGGAGGGGUCAGCCGAUCCCCCCCUGCAUCGGGGAUCAAAGCACCGAGCUCGGCAGUACCAGGUGGAGUUCUCCAUGAGCCCUGUGACCUCAGUCCAUGGGGGCACCUACAGGUGCUACAGCUCAAACAGCUCCUCCCCCUUCCUGCUGUCACUGCCCAGUGAGCCCCUGCAGCUCCUGGUCUCAGGUGAGGGCCCAUGACCUUGUCUGCUGUGCUGUCAGCUCAGGGUCCUGUCCCCAGAACAAUCAUGGGCUGAAAGGGAGGGAGGGACUGUAGGGAUGGUCACCCAGAGGAGAUCUGCUCUUCAGACACCCCCUAUCCCCUCCCCACCCCUCCCCCUCACCUGGUCCAGAAGGUGCCAGGUGGGUGGUGGGAGGGACUUAGUGAGGACUCUGCCUGAGGUGGGCUUAAGGGUCAGC